Messenger RNA from Acanthoscelides obtectus, 345 nucleotides. NCBI's taxonomy places the organism in Eukaryota, Metazoa, Arthropoda, Insecta, Coleoptera, Chrysomelidae. The record is from the annotation of a GenBank genome assembly.
AUGUGCUGGGUAAAAACUAUAUACGUUACUUUCAGGUUCUUUCUAGAUACGUACCAUGACUCUGAUGAUUCUCGAGAUCAAAAUUAUUCACCAAAUGGGAGUGACACUGAAAGCAGUGACGGGGGUCCAGGUUACAUGGAGUUUUCACCUUUUCAAAAUCAAAAUGAAAUGCAGGACUUUGUACCCAGUCCUGUUCUCAGAAAGUCUAUUCAAGAAAUUAAUUACGAUGAUGGACCUCCUUCGAUUCAUCAAAAUAAUUUUGAAUACAUCCCCGGCAACUGUAUCAACGAGGCUAUAAUAAGUUUGCUUGGAGAAGGAGAACCCCAUGACUUCUAUAAUCGCUGA